This is a messenger RNA of Echinops telfairi (small Madagascar hedgehog), 7316 nucleotides long. RefSeq names its product gamma-aminobutyric acid type A receptor subunit beta2 (gene GABRB2). The transcript is spliced from 10 exons. Gene Ontology annotation, biological process: nervous system process; monoatomic ion transmembrane transport; chemical synaptic transmission. The record is from RefSeq and is a predicted model, not a curated record. Gene Ontology annotation, cellular component: GABA-A receptor complex; synapse; membrane. Gene Ontology annotation, molecular function: extracellular ligand-gated monoatomic ion channel activity; neurotransmitter receptor activity; GABA-A receptor activity. NCBI's taxonomy places the organism in Eukaryota, Metazoa, Chordata, Mammalia, Afrosoricida, Tenrecidae. Bases 253 to 1653 code for a protein of 466 amino acids.
CUAGCUGGUCAGGCGCGUCACCGGCGAGAGAGCGGGACCCCGAGGUUUUCUGCUCGGGGAACUGGGGGCCAACGGUGAGGAGGAGGAGGACGCGCCCGCCCGCAAUCUGCUUGGUCCUAGGCAGCCGCCGCUGCCCGUUUGAUGUUUUGGUACAGGGUGCGCAUGCGCCUCAUAUUAGCAUUACUGCACUGGGCAGACUAAGUUGGAUCUCCUCUCUCCAGUGAAAACCUCAAUCCCAUCAAAACUAGAGGGAUGUGGAGAGUCCGGAAAAAGGGUUACUUCGGCUUCUGGUCCUUUCCCUUGAUAAUCGCCGUUGUAUGUGCUCAGAGUGUCAAUGACCCUAGUAAUAUGUCGCUGGUUAAAGAGACGGUGGAUAGACUCCUGAAAGGCUAUGACAUUCGUCUGAGGCCAGAUUUUGGAGGGCCUCCGGUGGCGGUAGGAAUGAACAUUGACAUCGCUAGCAUCGAUAUGGUUUCGGAAGUCAAUAUGGAUUAUACCUUGACAAUGUACUUUCAGCAAGCCUGGAGAGAUAAGAGACUCUCCUAUAACGUAAUACCUUUAAACCUGACACUGGACAAUAGAGUGGCAGACCAGCUCUGGGUGCCUGAUACCUACUUCCUGAAUGAUAAGAAGUCAUUUGUGCAUGGAGUGACUGUGAAGAACCGAAUGAUCCGCCUGCAUCCAGACGGGACUGUCCUUUAUGGCCUCAGGAUUACAACUACAGCUGCCUGCAUGAUGGACCUAAGGCGGUACCCCUUGGAUGAACAAAACUGCACCCUGGAAAUUGAAAGCUGUUCCUAUCCCAGAUUAUCUCUCAGCUUUAAGCUUAAGAGAAACAUUGGUUACUUUAUCCUGCAAACAUAUAUGCCUUCCAUACUGAUCACCAUCCUCUCUUGGGUCUCCUUCUGGAUCAACUAUGAUGCUUCAGCUGCAAGAGUGGCAUUAGGAAUCACAACUGUUCUGACAAUGACCACAAUCAACACCCAUCUCCGUGAAACACUUCCUAAAAUCCCCUAUGUGAAGGCCAUUGACAUGUACCUGAUGGGGUGCUUUGUCUUCGUUUUCAUGGCCCUCUUGGAAUACGCCCUGGUGAACUACAUUUUCUUUGGAAGGGGACCUCAACGCCAAAAGAAAGCAGCUGAGAAGGCUGCUAGUGCCAACAAUGAGAAGAUGCGCCUGGAUGUAAACAAGAUUUUUUAUAAAGAUAUUAAACAAAAUGGGACCCAAUAUCGAUCCUUGUGGGACCCUACUGGAAACCUCUCCCCAACUAGACGGACUACCAAUUACGAUUUCUCUCUAUAUACGAUGGACCCCCACGAGAACAUCUUACUGAGCACCCUUGAGAUAAAAAAUGAAAUGGCCACCUCUGAGGCUGUGAUGGGACUUGGAGACCCCAGGAGCACGAUGCUGGCCUAUGAUGCCUCCAGCAUCCAGUACCGGAAAGCGGGAUUGCCCAGGCAUAGUUUUGGCCGAAAUGCCCUGGAACGACAUGUGGCACAAAAGAAAAGCCGCCUGCGGAGACGCGCCUCCCAACUGAAAAUCACCAUCCCCGACUUGACUGAUGUGAAUGCCAUAGAUCGAUGGUCUCGCAUAUUCUUCCCAGUGGUUUUUUCCUUCUUCAACAUUGUCUACUGGCUUUAUUAUGUGAACUAAGAAGCGCUGUCCUGUAGGAAGCAAGGACUUGAUUCCUCUUCAAACCAGUUGUACAGCCUGAUGUAGGACUUGGAAAACACAUCAAUCUGGGACAAAAGUGAUGCUAAAAUACCUUAGUUGCUGGCCUAUCCUGUGGUCCAUUUCAUACCAUUUGGGUUGCUUCUGCUAAGUAAUGAAUACACUAAGGUCCUUGUGGUUUUCCAGUUUAAAUGCAAGCGAUUUGUACACUUGCUGGCAAGAUGGAUUCUGAGUGUUCCACUUUACCUGCUUUAGUCUUCCACCUGUACAAGAGGGGAAUUAUUUGGAGGGGAUUCUUAGAAGACUUGGUCACAUUGUCAGUCGUUUCCCUGAGAAGUGGUCAGAUCCAGACACUCCCCAUCUGUAUUCCAAAGGUUGACAUGGGGUUGUGAUGGCACUGUGCUUGUGAAACCUUUCCUGCCAUGUCAUGUACACAUGCUUGCUGGGAGAUGGCCCAAGCUAUUGUUGCAAGGUGACAAUGGUGCUGGGGGAAGAUCAUUCCCACUGGAUUCUGGAACACCCUCACACAGUAGGGGCAACAAAGGAGAGUCAAGACAGGGACUCAAGAAACCAAUCUGGCCAAUCUCUUUGUUCUUUUGAAUACAGGCUAUCAACUCUGAUGUCUUCCAUAUUGGCAUUUAAGUGCAGGAGACUUCUGAACAUCAUGAUGUGUUGUGGCCAUUUUUGGCUGAUUAAAGUUGGAAUGAAUAACCCAGCCCAGAGCAGAAAACCCUGAAACGACUGUUGUAAGAAAAUGAAUGUCAGUGUGCACCCAUGGCCCUUACAAACUGCACAUAGCAUCUAGUCUAUAUGGUAUGUAUUUCACAGCGAAAGGUGAACCAAGGAAGGUUUUUCAAUUCUGUUCCCACCCUAACCCUAAUCUGACAAGUUUCUGACAGCAUGCCUAAGUGGUUUUUAUAGGCUAUCUAAUCAAAAACAGCCACACAAGACAAGUUAGGGAAAAUGGAAGUGACGUAGAUGUUCGAGUUAGACUGGAAGUCAUUCAAAUAUGUGAACACAGACAGAGCACAGGCCAGGCUAGCAAAUCGGCUGUUUUCCCAGACAAUGGAUGUCUCUGCCCCAGUUCCCCAUACAUUUGUUUCUGAACUUAUUUGGGGACUUUUGAAAGAAAGAUUUGUUCAUUGAUUUUAACGAUUAAUAGACCUGCCCGGCUUCCCUCACUUCCUCAAUUCUGAUUAUAUUCUUAGGAAACACCGUGCAUCCUUGAAAGAUUGAGUGAACACUGUUUCCCGAGUGCAAUGAAGUUAACAUUUUUUCUCAGCAACAGUCUUUCAUAGGGUAUGUGUAUAAGUCAAAUUAGAUUGCGGGCUUGUGUUGGGUUUGUUUUGCUUAUUUUGUUAAAGAGUUUUUCAUUAUACUCGUUGCAAUACACCUACGCAAAGAAAACACAAAAACUAGCAGAAAACAGAAUACUAACAAAGCCCUAUUAGCUUAAUGAAUGUGUAAGCCUUCAUUGAUGUUGCAGGAAAAAAAAUUUAACUGAUGACCAGGCCGACAAGAAGUAUUGUUUUUAUUCUACGUCUAAUUUAUAUCACUUUCUACAGUAAUUGGACAUAUACAUUCAUAUGUUGGACAAGAAAAGCAAGUAAGAUAGAGAUUUUAUUUGCUUCAAUGUGAAGCUCAUAUUUUUCUUUGCUGAUAGAAAAGAGUAAAUUGCUAAAUCUUUCUUAGAGUUAUUUAUUACCUACUUUUGAUGGAAGAAUGACCUUAAUAGUUUUUUUCCCCUUUUCUACGUAGCAUCCCUGAUUAUGUAGAGUCAAAGUCAACAUCUGCCUGUGGAGAAAACAUGUACUUAAUUCCCAUGUUGAUUCAGAAGGUUAUGAUGGAAUCUUGCUGCCUUUCUAUCCCAUCUACAAAGGGAAAACAAAACAAAACAAAACAAAAUGGCUCGUCCUCCAACUUUCCGGAUUUGUCCCAAGGUGGGAUGUUUUCAGCAGUGUAGGGAAAUCUGCCCCUUACUUUUCAAUUACACACUCGAACACCUCUGAGCAUGGUCUGUGAGCAGAGUAUGACAGCGGUGCUGCCCAUGUCGGCUCAGAGUCAGGCUCCUCGAGUUUUCCAGGGAAACACUUUCUCUUAGGGAAUCAAUGUAGGGAAUCACCCAAAUAUCAUUGCCUGCUCCUUGCUGCCAGAGCUAACAUUUAAGCAGGACAUACGAGGAAGGAGCAUAUUGAUAACUCAGGUGCACAACUCCAAAAUGCCAUUUUGGAAAGGAUUUUUCUAGAGAUAAUUCAGAGCCCAACUGUAGAAUUGGACUCAUCUUUGCAAUUACUGUAAAAGCCAUAACAAUCUUUGAUAUUGUCAUUUAUGGUUACAAGAAUAUGUUGGAUAUACACAGGGAUGUCAAAAGAGCAACCUCGCCUCAAGUGAAGAGCAUCAACUGUGCAGUGUGAAUCGCAGAAGCACAUAGACAGGAGUCUGUUCCUGUCCUCAGUGAUACGAAGGAAAGGGAGAAGAGCAGGGACCUUGAAACACAUGCCCCAGAGUCACACCCAUAUUGGCAUCCCGGAGCCAUGUAGGUAGAAACAGCUGACUCGUCCUGCCCAGAGAUCACAGUAGGCUUUAUUCUUGAACUAUACUUUUUCUCAUGUUGGAUUAGAAUGUAGUUUUCAAAUGGUGAGGGUGGGGGUGCUAGGUCAGAUAACUAUGAAAACCAGUCAGCUUGAUAGCCAGUGAUUAUACUGAAGGACCACAAAGGUAUGUCUUGGUAACCCUGGUGUGGUAUUACUAUCACUUUAUACAUACAUGUACAGCUUUUCUUUUGAUUCAAAACAGCUAGAGAGCCAGCAAUGAAGGUGUUUUUUCAUCUUUGUGAAAUCAAUAGGCAAAUUCUGACUCUUACAAUGCACAGUCUAAGUGAGAUCUUUGAUCUCACUCUGUAUAUAUCUAUAUUGUACAUGACUGCUAGUAGUUAUGAAAUGCAUUUUCAGAAUUGAAAACUCAUGCAACAUACUCAUGUGUUUGCAUAAGGAAUGUUACCAUUUCUUUCUACUGCAAUUUAAUAGCAGGGAAGAGAUGUAAGCAGUGCCAUCUAGACCUUUCUCUUCUCGUUUCUUCAAAAGCAGUGCUAAGGAAAAAAAUAUAUAUAUAUCUGUAUGUGUGUGGUUUACGAACCAAAAGACUUUGCUUUCUAGCAUUAGGAACACAAAAAAAAUCUAUCAGCUUACAAAAGCACAACACAUAGAGAAAGUGCAGUGGAACGCAUGAUGGGGAAAUGAAUCAUAUUUAUUUUAAGCAAGACCUGCAAUAAAUUGGCAACUCUGAUGUCCAUUUUCCUAUAGGUAACUGUAUUCCAGUUUCAUGAUUAAUUUCAUGCUCAGAAGCAGAAAAAGUAAAUCAUCAUCCACCAAGGCAGGUCUCACAGCAUAUCUACAUGUAUAUAUGUGUAUAUAUAGAUCCAUAUAAACAUACAUACAUAUAUAUGCAUUUAUAUGUUGGGAAAAAAAGGAAUAAGCUAAUACGUUUCAUUUCCUUCAUUAAGCCAGUAUGCAGAUACUUUUAAUUUGGCAGCCAACGAAUCAACAUAUUGAAAUACAUAAAUACAGGGUACUGAGCAUUUCUCUAUCAGCAAAGUAAUGCCUACCAUUCUUAUGAACCAUGGCACAGUUUGACACUGCAAUAGUACCAUGCCUCAGAACAUCGGGAAUUAGCUAGUUCUCACCGUUGCUUGUCUAGCUGCUCUCUUUUUAAAGGAAGCAAAUAACAUUAUUCAUUGGUGAUUUAAAACAAAUCUGUCUUAAAAAAUUACUAAAAAAAAAAAUCCUCCUAGGAGGAGAAAGAAACGAAAAAAAAAAAUCCCUUGAACCCCACCAUGUUGGUUAGGGCAAAAUAAUUGUCAAUUGUAGCAAUCCAGCUGUUUUGCUAAGUGUACAGAGUCCAUGUAAUGUGAGCAACCAUAACUGUCAGUGAGCGUGUGUAAAUAUUAAAAACAGAUUUCUUAAAUAUUUUUAACUUCUAAUUUGUAUUUUCUGGUAAGGCAAAGUGCUAAUUAUGUUUAUGGCUUAAGUUGAUGUGUCAUAAUAUUAUGUAAAUAAUUAAACAUGCUGUAAAUGAAGUCAAUAGAUAAAAAUAAUUGUUUAGGGUUUUUUUUCUCUUAAUGUUUAUUUAUUUUUUACGAAGUAUAGCACUUCAGUGCCCCAGCAGAAUAAUUUAAACACCCUUUUGCACAAAUGGUUUGGGAUCCCAGACAGAAGAAUUUCAAUUUGCUCUCGCUCUCUUACACACACACACACACACACACACACACACACAGAGAACACACACACACACCUUUCUCCUUUCUUUUUCUGUCACCUGCUUACUCCUGCCCCUCAAGCCCCUGAAUGGGAGAUGCUGUAGUGUUUAUGUAGUUGAUAUAGCAACCAAAAGAUAACCUUUUACCUGGCACUUGGGAAAAGCAGAAUUAUUAGUAAUUUACUAGAGUCUUUUAUACAUCAGAGUUCAAGAAACCAAAGGUUGUAUCUUAAAUCUCAAUUUUCAAUUGGUAAAAUUUUAUAUUGAUGACACUACAGAAAAUAAAAAUGCUUAUUCAUAUCUGCUUCAGAAAUCAGUCACACACAAUACAUAACAAUAAACUUUUUAUUUUGGGGUUUUGUUUUUUGCUUUUUUGUUUUUUAAUGAUAGCAUCUGUCUUUAGGUGGUAUUGUUCCCAUAAGCCAAAGAUUCCAGAAUUACUUUUAAAAAAAUGGAAAGGAAAAAAAAAAGGGAAAAAUUUAAAAAGACACUGCUUCACACCAAAGGUUUUUUAACAUUUUCCAAAUGCACUAGGAACCUUGCUGGAAAAAAAAUGGUAAAGAGUCAACAGAACACAGACACUGACCUAUUAAAAUCAUUGGGGAAAAAAAGAUGUGGCAUUCUUAAAUAUCUACUAGUUAUUUGGAAAUUGAAGUGGAAUGUUUGUGUAGAUACAUGUAAAAUUCUCACAUCAUAUUUUAAUUUGCUUUGAAAAGUACUUCUGUUCUAAAGCUCAUGAUUCACAAUGAUGAAAAAAGAUGUGUUCUUGCAUUUCCAGAAUCACAUGCCACUCCCCUGCUGCGUGUCCUCUAAGCUGAGGUCUGUGCCCUUGCACCAAGCGAAGCCAGUGGGCCGUUCACGCACUUGUGUCUUUGAGUUUUCCUUUCAGUAUAGUUGGAAUGAUACCAGGAAGUUACACCAUGACUAUUUUAUAAAUAAUUCAAAGUUGCAUAUGGCUUGAAUUCCAUAGCAUUUAUUUUUAUUUUCCUUGGCAUGGGUGUUUAAAUAGUUCUGUUAUGGAUAUUGUCCCUUGCGCAGUUUGGGAAUUGUCCUUUUAUAAAAGGUGAUAAUCUAGUUUUUUCAAAGUGUAGUGACUAUCAGCCUUACUUAAUAACCUUGUAGCCUUUUUUAAUGUCACAUAAUGCACAUUUUCCAUGGCUAGAAAAUGCAAAACACCAGUGGCUAUCAUUGCAUCUCUCUUCAUGUCUUUCUAAAAACGGGACAGCUGCAAUCUCUGGGAUACACGCGAUAGUGAGAAAUGAGGAUUAUCCAUGAGUAGCACAUCAGAAAUAUUUUCUUGAAUUUAAGCUUAUUUCAGCAUGUAAAUAUAUAGUAAUGUUGGCUAGUGUGUAAUUCCUGAACUAAGAAAUAUAAAUAAAACUUUAAAAGGU